UAUGAAUGCUAAAUGCAAACCACGUGGUGUGAAAGCAGACUGCAGCUUCUUUUGUUCAAAUCAAUCAAACCGGAGACGGACAGAGAGCUGCUGAAUCAGGAAAUCACCGUUAGAACUGCAAAAAGAUGCCCCGUAAGAAGGUGACCGACGUAUCAGGGAACGGAGGGAUGAAGAGGAAGAGGGCGACGGGGAAGAGGAAAGACCGAGACUUCAGCAGUGACGACGAGUUCGACUUUGAGCAGGAGAACAACAAGAAACCCGGCAAGCCUGCAGCCAAGUCCGGGCUCCAGCCUGUCACUGUGGCGGACGACGUCAAGGAGAAAAUAAAACUGGAGCUACCAAAGGUCAGAGGUCAACUUCUCAUCUUUGGGGCAACCAACUGGGAUUUGAUUGGAAGAAAGGAGGUUCCCAAGCAACAAGCUGCUUUCCGUAACCUGGGCCAGAACCUGUGGGGUCCUCACCGGUACGGUUGCCUGAACGACGUCCAGGUCAGCUGUGUGGUGUCGGGCCCCUGUGCUGCUCACAGCCUCCUCCUGACCACUGAGGGCAAGCUCUGGAGCUGGGGUCGUAAUGACAAAGGUCAGCUCGGCCACGGGGACACCAAACGUUUGGAGGCUCCAAAGCUGAUCGAGGGCCUGGCCGAUCAGGUGAUCGUUUCUGCAGCCUGCGGACGCAAUCAUACCAUGGCACUUACAGAGGACGGCACCGUUUAUUCCUUCGGUGAAAACAAACUGGGUCAGCUCGGCCAAGGCAGCCAGACUGAUGCAGUCCUCAGCCCGGCACCGAUUUCCUACAAUGGUCAGCCUCUGGUGAAGGUAGCCUGCGGUGCUGAGUUCAGCAUGGUGGUGGACUGCAAAGGAAACCUGUAUUCGUUCGGCUGCCCUGAGUAUGGGCAGUUAGGCCACAACAGCGACGGCAAGUUUAUCGCCCGAGCCCAGCGCAUCGAGUUUGACUGCGAGCUCAUCCCCCGACGUGUUGCUAUCUUCAUUGAGAAGUCCAAGGACGGUCAGGUCAUGCCGGUGCCCAACGUGGUGGUGAGGGAUGUGGCCUGUGGAGCCAACCACACGCUGGUGCUGGACUCCCAGAAGCGUGUGUUCAGCUGGGGUUUCGGAGGCUACGGCCGUCUGGGCCACACAGAGCAGAAAGACGAGAUGGUUCCCCGACUCGUCAAGCUGUUUGACUUCCCGGGACGCGGCGCUGCCCAGAUCUACGCCGGCUACCAGUGCUCCUUCGCCCUCAACGAAAUGGGGGGGCUGUUCUUCUGGGGAGUGACCAACACCUCCAGAGAAUCCACCAUGUACCCCAAAGCCGUGCAGGAUCUGUGUGGGUGGAAGAUCCGGAGCCUGGCCUGCGGGAAAAGCAGCAUCAUCAUUGCAGCAGACGAGAGCACAAUCAGCUGGGGGCCGUCGCCCACAUGUGGAGAGCUGGGAUACGGAGACAACAAGCCCAAAUCCUCCACAACUGCUCAGGAAGUUAAAACUCUGGAUGGCGUCUACGUCGAGCAGGUGGUGAUGGGCUACUCCCACUCCUUGGUCAUCGCCAGGCAAGACACUGAGCAGGAACAGGAGAAGCUGAAGAAGCUGCCUGAGUACAACCCCCGAACCAUCUAGGAGGAACCCAGCUGCCUCAGCCAGCUGGCGCUCCUGACCCGGUAACCGGUGGGACAGAGGAGUUUGGGCAGAAAACAUCUCAACUACCAGCAGACUGGCUGCAAGCGAAUUGGGACACUAAAAACCAGAGAGGAGACGAUGGAUCUGCAGAGCGUCUCUCCCAGCUCUUCAGGAUUUGCAGUCGUGCUUCCGCCCCCCAUUAGUCCUUGUAUCAUUUGAUUUUCCACUUUAACGUUCUUCUUCUUCUCGUGUCGUUUGUUUGAAAAUGUCAUGUUUCCUGGUGCUACAGCAGCUUUUAGCUGCUGAGGGGUUUCAGAGACCAAUCCUCCAUACCUGUGCCUUUUCUCUACGUCCAUUUCGGGGUAUGGAGGCCAUGAUGAAUCGGUGGUUUAGCAGUUUGAGCCUGUGUCUGCUGCUGCCGCCGCCUCUGAUUGCAAACAUUUGGAAGCUGAUGUUCUGAGCUGGUGCACUCCACUUGAUGUUACAUUCCUUUAAUCUUCUUCCUUCAGUGUUUGUAUCCAGGAUACUCACUCCAUAAGCGGAGCUUGUCUUCGCCAAGCCUUCGUUUAUCCCAACGCUCAAAGCGGAUCCACGAGCAGGCCAGAACUUCCAGAACCGAUCUGUUCUUAUCAGGCAGAGUUCUGUUUGUACUGCUUUCUAUUUUUAUGACGAGAUUUCUUGGUUACAUUGUUUGUUUUUUCAUUGCAAUGGUUAAAUAAAAUCCAUGUAAAAUGAGCUCAUGUUGCUU
Messenger RNA from Xiphophorus maculatus (southern platyfish), 2358 nucleotides. RefSeq names its product regulator of chromosome condensation 2 (gene rcc2). The record is from RefSeq and is a predicted model, not a curated record. The transcript is spliced from 13 exons. NCBI's taxonomy places the organism in Eukaryota, Metazoa, Chordata, Actinopteri, Cyprinodontiformes, Poeciliidae. Bases 126 to 1610 code for a protein of 494 amino acids.